AAUCAAUGACCUUCAGUCAGGAGCGCACUUUGGAACUGCAGGACUCUUUAGUAACCAUGCAGACAAUUGAAGUUCUGAAACAGGCCCUCUCCAGCCUGGAUCCUACCCAGCAGCAGCAGCUCUUGGUGGCCGGGUCUGCGGUGGCCGUGGGCGGGCUGCUGACCUGCUAUUACUGGGUGUAUCAAGGCACGAAGACCAAGCGCAUUCCAAUAGGGGAUGGGUGGUGGGGGGCAGGAGAGAAGCCUCAGUCAGAGGAUGAGAAGGUUUUCCCCUUUCAGGUCCAGACUUCCGAUGAAGAGAUACAGGACUUGUAUGACCGUAUUGAAAGGACCCGGUACACUGAACCACUGGAGGACACAGGCUUCCAGUACGGCUUCAACUCUACCUACCUGAAGAAGGUGGUCUCCCACUGGAGGCAUCAAUUUAACUGGAAGAAGCAGAUUGCAAUACUCAACAAGUAUCCUCAAUUCAAAACCAAUAUCGAGGGAUUGGAUGUACACUUCAUCCAUGUGCGUCCACCUCACCGUGAGGGCCAGAGGGUGUUGCCUCUAAUGCUGGUGCAUGGCUGGCCUGGCUCUGUCUAUGAGUUCUAUAGGAUCCUGCCCUUACUCACCAACUCGCUGGACAGUCUGGCUUUCGAAGUCAUCUGCCCCUCCAUCCCAGGAUAUGGCUUCUCCGAGGCCCCUCAUAAGCAAGGGUUUAACACUCUGGCUGCAGCGAGGGUCUUCCACAAGCUGAUGGAGCGUCUGGGUUUCUCAGAGUAUUAUCUGCAGGGAGGAGACUGGGGCUCACUCAUCACUACUAACAUGGCCCAGAUGAAGCCAGAGUGUGUGAAGGGUCUCCACCUCAACAUGUUAACUAGCAAACUGAGGGGCUUCGGUGUCCUGUUUUCAAUCCUGAUUGGCCGCUACCUGCCCUGGCUGGUUGGGUUCACCCGGGAGGAUGUCAGGAGGUUGUUUGGUUCAGUAGGUUUCAUGGAAAGGAACUUCUAUGAGAUCAUCAGAGAGACUGGCUACCUGCACAUCCAGGGCACCAAGCCAGACUCCGCUGGUUGUGGACUGAAUGACUCUCCAGUAGGCCUGGCUGCUUACAUACUGGAGAAGUUCUCCACCUGGACUGACUUCAACAACAGGGACUUGGAAGAUGGGGGGCUGGAGAGGAAGUUCACCCUGGACGACCUGCUGACCAACAUCAUGAUCUACUGGACCACCGGCUCCAUCGUGUCCUCCAUGAGGUUCUACAAGGAGAACUUAAAGACCAACAUUGACAACAGACUGGAUAAUAACACGGGGGUGUAUGUGCCUACAGGUCUGGCGGCGUUCCCCAACGAGGUAAGGCACGUGCCCCAGUCGUGGGCCAGAGACAGGUUCAGGAACAUCUACUCCUACUCUUUCAUGCCCCGAGGAGGCCACUUCGCUGCCUUCGAGGAGCCACAGCUCCUGGCUGACGACCUGCUGCAGUUUGUGGAGAAGGUGGAGAGUUGAUGGAUACAAUAGGUCGACUCCACUCCUGCCAAGUGCCUGGAAGAAAAACCAGCAGGACUGCAGAACGUGAUGACACUACAGCUUGGAAUUGUAGCUUUGUACUAAAAACAUUUAAAUGUUAAACUAAGAUAAAAAAUCAGAAGCACUGUCUGAUUAUCAGGUAAAUACUUGGUCAAUCAGUGAUGUUAACACUGCAAUAUGAUCAUGCUCAGUGAUUGUGUUGGUGUAAUAUUAAGGCUAUACAGUCAACAUAAUGGACCUAUACUCUAAUAAUGAAAUGAUCAGCACUUUAAUACAGAUGUCUUGACAUUGAUAACAAAUGUCUUCCAGAUUGCAAAAAAAAACUGUGUGAAAGAUGUCUGUUCUUGUCUUGUUGCAAUAAUGCGACAGGGUGAUCAAUGCUCCUGUGGUAGCCCAGUGGUUAGAGCGUUGGACUAGUAACCGGAAGGUUGUGAGUUCAAACCCCCGAGCUGACAAGGUACAAAUCUGUCGUUCUGCCCCUGAACAGGCAGUUAACCCACUGUUCCUAGGCCGUCUUUGAAAAUAAGAAUUUGUUCUAAACUGACUUGCCGAUUUAAAUAAAAGGUAAAAUAACAAAAAUACUGCUAUAGUAUAC
Molecule: messenger RNA, 2100 nt
Organism: Oncorhynchus masou masou (cherry salmon)
Lineage: Eukaryota; Metazoa; Chordata; Actinopteri; Salmoniformes; Salmonidae
Product: epoxide hydrolase 1-like
Exons: 9
Coding region: 6-1484 (492 amino acids)
Biological process (GO): epoxide metabolic process; arachidonate metabolic process
Molecular function (GO): epoxide hydrolase activity
Source: RefSeq, a predicted model, not a curated record